Pseudogymnoascus destructans is the source of this 2484-nucleotide messenger RNA. RefSeq lists its product as uncharacterized. The coding region runs from base 1 to 2484 and encodes 827 amino acids. The record is from RefSeq and is a predicted model, not a curated record. Gene Ontology annotation, molecular function: small GTPase binding; actin binding. The transcript has a single exon. Lineage: Eukaryota; Fungi; Ascomycota; Leotiomycetes; Thelebolales; Thelebolaceae. Gene Ontology annotation, biological process: actin cytoskeleton organization.
AUGUCGAAUCCCACGGAUAGCACCCGCCACCAUACGAGGACGAAGUCCGCACUGCGGUCGUUCAUGCACAAGCGAUCGCCUUCCAAAGGAGCUCCCUUAUCGACAUCUCCAACGGAUAUAUUCGUUGCUACCCCUGGAUACGACCAGCCAAACUCUGCGACAAUGUCCCCCCCCGAUUAUUUUCAUUCCAGAGCUCUGGGGGAGAUCAACCAAAAUCAACAGAAGCCUGUAGAACAGCCACCAUCUCCAAGGAAGUCCAAAGAUGCUGAGCGGAGCAAGGACAAGGAAGGCUUUCGAUACUUACACAAGAAGACAUUGAGCACCAUCUCACUCAAGUCACUAUCCAGCAAGGACAACGAAAAUAAGCACAAGGAGGAGAAAGAACGCAAGCCAAAGAAGUCAAAGUCAUCGACCAAUCUGGCAGCUCUUCUAACACGACCACGGUCCUCCAAAAGUCGCCAAAAGCUAGCUGCGGAUGCUGGAUUCAUGUCAAGUAAAGACAAGGAGAACCAGCCACCAAAUAACUCGAGGCCGCCGGAGUCGCCUACCCGACCUCCAAUCUACACACAGUUUUCUAGCCAGCAUUUCGCCACCCAGCAGUUCGGUGGUCGGUUCCUCGAGGAUGAUACCAACGUGCCCACAGGAAACGAACACUAUUCUGAUGAUCACGACGCUUUCUUUGCUGAGGAAGGCUUGCCGCCUACAUUGGGCCAGCGCGAUGGAUCACGCCCAAACUCCAUGUCGAUUCCAGCCAGCUAUAUCGUGCAGGAUAUCAGUAGGCCAGCUGGGCCUGCGAGCUUUGAAGGGACUCGCACCACUGAGUCUCCAACGGAGCAGUUUUACCAGAAGCAACCCGCAGCACCUACACCUGUGCUGAAGUCCGAACAGAAGCUGCCAUCCAAGCAGGACUUGAAGGCAAAGCCGAAGGAAGACAACUCCGGGGCAGAAGCAUCCCUGGAUAUGAGGGACGUCGAUGCCGAGUUCGAAGCCAUGCUGGACCGAAGAAAUAUACCCGAGAACCAGAGAUACAAGAUGCGCAGCUUGGCCAACACGAUGAAAAUCGAUUUCAUAAGACAGGACUGGGCCGAGACCGCAGCCUCUCACAAAGAGCCUCCAACAACAGCUGGCAGCAUGGAGAGCGCAACUAGUGGGUCAUACACAGUUGAAUCUUUACCACAAAAGAGCAAACGGCCGCGCAGCCGCACAUUCACUGGAUUUACACUCUCAAAAUCCAGUAAGAAGGCAGCAAACGCUGCUGAGACAAAGUCUGAGACAUCUAGCAGACAUACCCGCACGAAGUCCUCAGACAGCACAGCCGAUAAGGGCAAAUCCCUCUCCGCCACCGUCAGCGCAGCAAGCAACCUCAUUGCCAAAGCCAAGGGCCACUCAGCCGGGGACUUCGUCGCCUACCUUCGCAAAGUGCAGAAGCCUGAAUCCGUCGAGGUCGGCAAGCUGCACAAACUCCGCCUGCUCCUCCGCAACGAGACCGUCGCCUGGACAGACGAGUUCAUUACCCUCGGCGGGAUGAUGGAGAUUAUCGCCUUACUGCACCGUAUCAUGGCCGUCGAGUGGCGCGAGGAGCACGAGGACGCAUUACUUCAUGAGUCCCUCCUCUGUCUCAAGGCGCUGUGUACUACCGCGCUCGCCCUCUCGCAUCUGGCGCUCAUACAAGCCUCGCUCUUCCCCGCACUGCUGGCUAUGCUCUUUGAUGAGAACAAGAAGGGACCGAGUGAGUUCUCAACGAGAACGAUUAUCAGUUCCCUCCUCUUCACAUACCUCCAAUCCGCGCCGCUCCCCGAGCGCCAAGCGCGCGCAGAGACCCUCAUAAAACACCUCCGCGACCCGAUGCCCUCCGAGGAAGAACGCCCGGUGCCGUUCGUGCUGGAAAUGCACCAAGAGCGUCCCUACCGCGUGUGGUGCAAGGAGGUCGUCAAUGUCACCAAGGAAGUCUUCUGGAUCUUCCUGCACACACUCAAUGUCAUCGCUGUGCCAGAUGACUCAGCCCAACCCCCAGCAGCAGGGGAUGAUGAGUUUGCAUACAUGCAAACCCACUUCCCCACCCCACUUCCACCUCUCCCCACCGCCCCAUACGUCGGCGGCGUGGAAUGGGAAGCCACAAAUUACAUCACCUCGCACCUUUUUCUUCUUAACGGCAUCGUCUCUUGCCUUCCUGCGCCCCAGCGUGCCGAGCUGCGCGCGCAGUUGAGAAUAAGCGGGUGGGAACGCUGCAUGGGCGGGAGUCUGAGGACGUGCAAGGAGAAGUUUUACGGCGGAGUGCAUGUUGCGCUCCGCGAAUGGGUGGGAGCAGCACUGGCGGAUGGGUGGGAGGUGAGUGAGGUGCGGUUUGGGAAGAGGAGUGAGCCGAGGAGUGGGAGCCCGAGGAAGGGGAAGAAGGGAGAGGAGGCGCCGAGACUGGGCGGACUGGAUUUGGGAGAGGGUGGUGGGGGGAAGUGGGAGAAGGAGGAGGUUGGGGGAUGGCUUUAG